This is a messenger RNA of Myxocyprinus asiaticus (Chinese sucker), 4661 nucleotides long. It is a transcript of the gene spon2a, whose product is annotated as spondin 2a, extracellular matrix protein. The transcript is spliced from 6 exons. The coding region runs from base 85 to 1089 and encodes 334 amino acids. Gene Ontology annotation, biological process: cell adhesion. NCBI's taxonomy places the organism in Eukaryota, Metazoa, Chordata, Actinopteri, Cypriniformes, Catostomidae. The record is from RefSeq and is a predicted model, not a curated record. Gene Ontology annotation, cellular component: extracellular matrix.
AGAAAGAAGGAGAACAGAGAGGUGUCUAGAUCUGAAGAGCACAUCUCCACAAACCCUGUCCUGCAGUCCACUCGUCACAGCCAGAUGAUGUCAUCAGAGAUCCUCGUUCCUGGUUGGCUGCAGCAGCUGCUUGUCGUGCUCCUCAGGUUCACCCUUUCGUGUUCCACCACGGUGAACCUGACCAAUGGGACGGAGUGCACAGCUCGAGGACCCGCCUCCUACAUCCUGGUGUUUACUGGCCACUGGAGUCCACAGACCUUCCCGAAACAGUAUCCCUUAUUCCGACCCCCUGCACAGUGGUCAAAAUUAAUGGCUGUGACCCAUAAUGAGCAGUACCGACUUUGGCAGGAGGGGACGCUGGCGAGUGCUGGAAUGCAGAGCUUUGCCGAGGUGGGUUUGACAGUGGAGCUGGUAAAGGGAGCAAAGGAGGCAAGGAAGAGAAGGGUGGUGGGGUCCAUGUAUCGCACAGCUGGGAUCCCCUCUGGCAUCGGCCACAGCUCCACAGAACUGCUUUUGACGCCCAGGAGUCCACUGCUGUCUCUAAUAGUGAAAGUAAUCCCCAGUCCUGAUUGGUUUGUGGGGGUAGACAGUCUGAACUUGUGUGAGGGCAGCCAGUGGAAACAGGAAGUGACCAUUGACCUGCACCCAUUUGAUGCUGGCACGGAUAGCGGCUUCACUUUCUCCUCACCGAACUUUCCGACGACACCACCAGAGAAUAUCACCAUGAUCACCUCUCAGAAGCCAAACCACCCGGCAAAUUCCUUUUAUUACCCUCGGCUAACAGAACUCCCACCUCUGGCCACCAUUUGGCUGAAGCGACAGGCCCGCUCACCUGUCCGUCAACAGAACCGUGUGUCUAAUCACAUUCUGCCCGAUGUAACCAAACCUCAGAGAUUCUCAGAAACACCGCUGGACUGUGAGGUGUCAAUGUGGUCGUCUUGGGGCCUGUGUCAGGGGCCGUGCUCUCAUGGGGGACUGCGCCAUCGCACCCGUUAUAUCCAUCUGAAACCCGCCAACAGCGGCACGCAGUGCCCUGAGCUAGAGGAACAGGAAGAGUGCACGCCACACAACUGCCUCACAUAUCAGUGAUGCCAGUCACGCCACUGGCAUAGACACUUCGACGCUGUCCAAACAGAGAGCCGAGUUUAGCCUCAUGCCAAUGCUGAGUCACUGCUGCAGAAUGCGGGCGAGCCACCCAAAUGGACAUCCAGUGAGCUGCAUUGGCCUCUCUCCUCACUGGAAAAAAAUGCCUCAUAUUUUGUUAAUAAAGACUUUGAUUAUGGGUGCUGUGUUUACAGUAAUCUCAGUGUAUCUUCUUUACAUAAUCGCACUGUACUUCACCAAUGUAGAUCUGUGGAAGAGACAACUUUCAGUUGCCAAAACCACUGUUUCAAAAGUCUUCAUCUUUAUCUCACAACAAUAGCAACAUUUUACAGUAGCCUAGUUGAGUUUUUAAAUGAUUUGACAGAUGGUGUUUUUCACAAGGCAUUAGUAGGCUGUAGUUGUCAACUACAGUAGUAGUCCAUUAGAAGUCUGUCAAAGUAAAGUAAUAAUAAUAACAACAAUAAUACAAACCUUAUUUUUAAGAGGAAAGAUCAUGCAUUAGAAACACUAAAAAUAAUGUCCGAGAUCAAUGCAGUCCUAUCAUGUGAAGGAGUGCACAUCAUAUCUCAUUUACCACAUAAGGGACUGUUAAGACGUUGUAUAUAUGUUGUAUUUUAUGUUUCUUCUAAAAAUAAAAUAUGGAAUUCUCUCUUAGAUGGUCUCUUCCUUCUUGCAGGUUUUUUUUUUUUUUUUUCUGGUAACACUUUACAACUUCCUUCAUUAAUAAUAUUAACAGUAUUGUUCCUGUAGGUCAACUACUUGUACCUGUAUGCAGGAUAUCUACACUGAUCAGCCACAACAUUAAAACCACUGACAGGUGAAGUGAAUAACAUUUAUUAUCUUGUUACAAUGACACCCAUCAAAGGCAGCAAGUGACCAGUCAGUUUCAUGUGAAUUUCAUGUGUUGGAAGCAGGAAAAAUGGGUAAACAUGAGGAUCUGAGCGACUUUGACAAGGGCCAAAUUGUAAUGGCUAGACGACUGGGUCAGAGCAUCUCCAAAAUGGCAGGUCUUGUGGGGUGUUCCCGGUAUGCAGUGGUUAGUACCUACCAAAAGUGGUCCAAGGAAGGACAACCGGUGAACUGGCGACAGAGUCAUGGGCGCCCAAGGCUCAUUGAUGCAUGUUGGGAGUGAAGGCUAGCCCGUCUGGUCCGAUCCCACAGAAGAGCUACUGUAGCAUAAAUUGCUGAAAAACGUAAUGCUGGCCAUGACAGAAAGGUGUCAGAACACACAGUGCAUUGCAGCUUGCUGCAUAUGGGGCUGCAUAGCUGCAGACCGGUCAGAGUACCCAUGCUGACCCCUGUCCACCGCUGAAAGCGCCUACAAUGGGCACGUGAGUGUCAGAACUGGACCAUGAAGCAAUGGAAGAAGGUGGCCUGGUCUAAUUAAUCGCAUUUUCUUCUAGAUCAUGUGGACGGCCGGGUGCGUGUGCAUCGUUUACUUGGGGAAGAGAUGGCAGCAGGAUGUACUAUGGGAAGAAGGCAGGCUGGCGGAGGCAGUGUGAUGCUCUGGGCAAUGUUCUGCCGGGAAACCUUGGGUCCUGGCAUUCAUGUGGAUGUUACUUUGACACGUACCACCUACCUAAUCAUGGCAACGAUAUUCCCUGAUGGCAUUGGCCUCUUUCAGCAGGAUAAUGCGCCCUGCCACACUGCAAAAAUUGUUCAGGAAUGGUUUGAGGAACAUUACAAAGAGUUCAAGGUGUUGACUUGGCCUCCAAAUUCCCCAGAUCUCAAUCCGAAUGAGCAUCUAUGGGAUGUGCUGGACCAACAAGUCUGAUCCAUGGAGGCCCCACCUCGCACUUAAAGGAUCUGCUGCUAAUGUCUUUGUGCCAGACACCACAGGACACCUUCAGAGGUCUUGUGGAGUCCAUGCCUCGACGGGUCAGAGCUGUUUUGGCGGCAUAAGGGGGACCAAAAACGAUAUUAGGCAGGUGGUUUUAAUGUUGUGGCUGAUCGGUGUAUAUACCCAAUAUAUAAUAUCUAUAUGUAUACCAAUAUUUAUCAAGUGCCCAAAGGCCAAAACCAACAUGUUCCUUUUCAAAUGAUUAUCUUAUAGCCCAAAUGUUUGCAUGAGUCAUGAUGACAUGAUUGUUUGUGUGUCAUAUUUCACACUGUGGUUUUAAUUAACUGCUCACAUUUAUAUUUACCAGAGCAUGUGAUAGAUAUACUAAAUAAAGAUAUUACUGUCACAUGGCACAUGUAUAAAUAGUGUACUCUGACACUGUGUGGAUGAGGACACACACUCUUUUAAAAGCAUUAGCUGCAAUUGGAAAUGCUUUACAUUUUAUGUUUGACAUACAUAAUGCAUUAAUUUUAUUACUCUAUUUUACUAUGUAUAACUACACUGAUGCAGUUGUAUCUCUUCAUGGGUUUCCUUCAUGCAAAUUAGUGAGAAUAGACACAUUUCAGUCUAGGUAUUCCUUCUCAGCAGGUCAUGUAAUAAUACUGUAAUUUUGAAGAAAUAUUCUGGCUGUAUUUGUGGCAGUAUUUUUGUAGUAAUGUUGAUUACCAUAUAAAAAAAUAAUUUUCCAAGAAAAAAAAAAAGAGAGCAAGGUUACAGUGAGGCACUUAAAAUGGAAGUACUGUAAAUGGGGCCAAUUGUUGGAGGGUUUAAAGGCAGAAAUUUGAAGCCCAUAAUUGUAUAAAUGCACUUGCAUUAAUUCUGCUGUUAAAACUUGUGUAUUAUUUAGUCAUGUUACAUAGUCAUGGCAACGAAGUUGUAAAAUUGGAUAUAACUUUACACAGAAAAGGUUAGUAGGCAAUUUUAUCACACUAAAAUAAUGUUAACACGCAUAUUGUUUAUGUCUUGUGGCUAUACUUUUGAAAAUGUGAGUAUUUUAAUGUUUACAGAUUAGCCUCAUUUAAUUCCAUUGUACAAGUGCCUCAUGUAACCCAAAUUUUUGCUUUUUUGUAAGAAAAGGGAGGACAGAUUUUUGUGGUAAUCAACAUUAUGCCACAAAUGCUGUCACUUGAGCUUAAUUUUUAUUGAACCUGUAAUAUUCCUUUAACUUUUUGAGAUUUUUUUUUUCUUUCAAGAAAGUCAGAGGUGUAGGAAAACCACAAAAAAUUCAAGAGAUGGAAAAAAUAAACAUAACGCUCUAAAAUAGGGGUCAGGAACCUUUUUCACUAAGGAGCCAAUUUUUUAAUUUUUUGGUUGAUGCAUUUUUUUUGAAAGAGCCAUAGCACAAACUAAUAAUUUACUAUUUUCAAAAAACUAAGUUUUUCAAUAAAAUAAAAUGUUUAUUAUGCCCAUAGACUACUCAAAAACACAAAGACAAACAAAUAUGCAACACUUAAUAGGUUACAUGUUGUAAUAUGGACUUGAGUACAUGUGUUUGUGCGGGUCUCCAUAAAUUACUUCAUUUUACAAUUGUUCAUGAAAAAGUUCACUUCCCUUUUGAGCUGGGCUAUGUAAAAAAUAUUUUAACGAUAAACACCUUAAAAAAUAUAUCGAUAUCUGCAUAUAUCGUCAACCCCCCUGCCGAGGGUCAGUGAAUAUUUUUUCUUUAUCGAUUUUGCUUUAAAAAAUUAAUUUAUUGAAACACAACAAACUUAAACAA